This is a messenger RNA of Lachnellula hyalina, 1515 nucleotides long. RefSeq lists its product as uncharacterized. Lineage: Eukaryota; Fungi; Ascomycota; Leotiomycetes; Helotiales; Lachnaceae. The record is from RefSeq and is a predicted model, not a curated record. Bases 1 to 1515 code for a protein of 504 amino acids. The transcript has a single exon.
AUGGACUAUGCUCGAGAAGAUUUUGACAACUAUGUAUGGGAUAAGAAUGACGAAGCUUGGGAAGACUUUCGAAGUUGGCUUCGGCAGCCAGCCGCGCCUCGCCGUGCGAGAAUACUUGUCGAGCAAAGGUUUAAGAAGCCUGCAACCCUAGUACCACCUAUGAUCAUCGGUGGUUACAAUAUUCUAUACAGACUGCGUGUUGAAGGAGUCGCGUCUGAUGUGUUGAUUCGAAUACCAUGCCCCAGCUUUGUCAAGUUCGCGGAGGAGAAAACUCUACGAGAGGGUGCAACGGCAAGAUUCAUACGUAAACACACUCGUAUCCUAGUCCCAGAAGUGUUCUACUAUGGCCAGGAUUCCGAGGUUGGCCCCUUUAUCAUUCUCCAAUAUAUCGAAAAUCGGUCGACAUGGUCAUAUGCCCUGAGGGCUCCAAACAAUGAUCCUAAUGAAACCUACGUGUUAAACCCAAAUGUUUCUGAGCGUAUGCUCGAGGACCUUUGCAGCAAGGUUGCUAGCUGCAUUCUGCAGCUCUCAGAGCACACUUUCACCCGCAUUGGCUCACUGGUCGAAACCCAAGAUACGGACGGCAGCUCCUUCUCUAUUGCUGGGCGACCCAUCACCCAAAACAUGAACAACAUGAUCCAACUAGCCAAUAUCCCCCGUUCUGUUCUCCCCGCCGAAGACAAGACGUAUGAUACUGCCGACGAAUGGUACGUUGCACUUGCUGAGAUGCACAUAUCCCAGCUGGUUUUUCAACACAAUGAUAUGGUUUCUUCCCCGGAAGACUGCCGCAACAAGUACGUUGCACGCCACCUCCUCCUUCAACUUGCUAAAAAAGGUCUGCUGUCGACUUUUGGGUUCGCAGAAGAUGAUUGGUCUGCACAGUCCAAAACUCACCCCGAGAUUCUUUGCCCAGGCCUUGCCCCAGGCGAAUUCCGGCUUUGGUGUGAUGAUUUCCGCGGCGGGAACGUGCUGCUAAAUGAUUCCGACGAUAUAGUUGCGUGUAUCGACUGGGAGUUCGCCUAUGCUGCGCCUUCGCAAUUCAUGCUCGAUCCCCCCUGGUGGCUGCUCCUCGAAGUACCCGAGAUGUGGGGCUCUGGUAUUGAUGACUGGAGCCAGAUCUAUCAGAUGCGUCUCAAGACUUGGUUAUCUGCCAUGGAGAAGGCCGAGGAAGAUGUCGAAUCAAAUUCUAAUUCCAAUUCCUUGCCGUUUCCCUUAUCCACGUAUAUGCGCGAGAGUUGGGAAACAGGUCGUUUCUGGCUCAGCUAUGCUGCGAGAAAGAGCUGGGCGUUUGAUACGAUAUUUUGGAAAUACUUGGACGAGAGAUUUUUUGGGGGAAGGGCAGAUGUGCCGAAGCAUGAGCUGUGGAAAACGAGGCUACAUUUUUUGGGGGAGAAAGAGAGGUGCGCUAUGGAACCGUUUGUGAAGAAGAAGAUGGAGGAGUCGAAGGAAAGAAUUAUUGUUGAUUGGGAUCUAGAAGAAGCAAAAGAACGCUUGGGAGAAGUGUUGUUCUCUUAG